Messenger RNA from Psilocybe cubensis, 2877 nucleotides. RefSeq lists its product as uncharacterized. The record is from RefSeq and is a predicted model, not a curated record. Gene Ontology annotation, biological process: regulation of DNA-templated transcription elongation; transcription elongation by RNA polymerase II; regulation of transcription by RNA polymerase II. The transcript has 13 exons. Lineage: Eukaryota; Fungi; Basidiomycota; Agaricomycetes; Agaricales; Agrocybaceae. Gene Ontology annotation, cellular component: DSIF complex. Gene Ontology annotation, molecular function: mRNA binding. The coding region runs from base 1 to 2877 and encodes 958 amino acids.
AUGAAGCGGCGUUCCAAUGUCCGGAAAAAUGUCGCUCAAUUUCUGGAUGUAGAAGCGGGAGUUGACGAUGGCGAGGAGGCGGACUCCGGCGAGGAAGAGUCUGAACAAGAACUAGACAACGAGUUUCUCGAUGAACAGGAAGUCGACGGAGUAGACGUCCACCCUCGGUCGCUGGAUGAAUAUGCUCAAAUGAACGACGAAGCUCUAGAGGCGUUACUACUGCGAUCCAAGGAAAGAAGCCUUGCGGAAUCAAACCGACGAAAAUCAAACUGUGUAGACGCAGCAGAUGAUAUAUUUUCUCCCAGUUUUUUGCCUGUAUUAACUGAAGCGGAUUUUCCCCUGUGGAAGGUGACUUGUCGCGUUGGCAGGGAAGAAUUGGCUAUUGCAUCUUUACUAUUAAAUGCUCAGGACAAGCACAAAAUUCGAUCUGCUUUUUCUGUUGAGAGGAUGAAGGGAUGUAUAUUUUUGGAAACACUUUGGAAUCCCAAUACCGUCGAUCUGUUGAAGAAGACUCCGGGCGUUUUGGUAACAAAGCGAGGCGUACAACAAUCAUUAGUUUUGCCUGACGAUUACCGAGAAAUACUUCGGGGACAAGGCAAAAUCUCACCCCCAAAACGUGGAUCCUGGGUCACCGUCUCAAAAGGGAGGCUUGUACGCCUGUUAAUGCUUCCUCGUCUUCCCUUACCCGGUGCAAGCAGGGUCACCAAAAGAAGGAAGACAGACCAUUCUGGAGAUUCUGUUCUUUGGUCGAAGACGCAAUGGACGGAGUGGUUGAAUUCUCAAGGGCGCUCCCAUCAGGUCGUAGAGCAUACGGAACACUGCUGGCAAAUAGGGAAUACUCUUUUCGAACAUGGACUGAUGAUUCAGGACAUUGGACAGGAUUCUAUCGAUGUCGUCGUCGAGGAAAUGCCCUUUCGUUACUUCCGGCUUUUUCAACAAUCUACGCACAGCUCCCUGGACUCCUCAUACAUGCUACGUCCCACCGAGUGGAAAUUUGAACCUGGAGAGGCCAUUCUGGCGGCAAGUAUUGAAGGAUCGCAAUCUAGAGAAGCCUCUGUAGUCGCUAUCCAUCCGUACUAUUUAGAGGUGGCAUACACAACCCAUGAUUCGCAUAAUAUCGCAGAUACCUCGCUGAGCGGGGAAAAUCAGGGCGUUGAAGGUUGGCUAAUUGCGAAAACAAAUGAGGCGGUCGUGAUAGGACUUUUCGACUCGGACCUUCUGACAAUCCCAAGUUUGCAAGUCUUGGACAAUAUACAGACAAUAGAAGCGCCUAUAAACUGGGUGCAUGUUUCAAAAGCUCCUUUUCAACAUCGGAUGAAAGAAAACAAGAAAAAGAAAGUUGAAAUCCCUUCUGAGGCUCGUCAUUUUUGGUGUGAUACAGAAGUUUUGAUAUCAAAACAGCAUCAUCCUAUGAAAACUCGCCGAGGCAAAGUGGUGGACGUUUCGCCUUCCGCUGAUUCUAUACAAAACAUGAGAGUGCUAGUAGAGCUAUUAGACUACCACGCAGCCUGUCCUUUUCAAAAAAUCCUUUUAAAUUACGGCGACGUUGUUGACGCAAGGACGCUUUUGCCUCUUGGAGAUCGACAUGCCUUUGAUGGGAUGCCUACCCUUCUUAAUAACCCUGACAGAUCUGUCGACACUCUAUCACAGUCUGCUGAACGAUCUGGUACCCCUAUUCCAACCAGCCCAAUCGCCGACGGGCAAUGGGAUCCUUCAGCACCGUUACCCCACAAUCCUCAAUCCUCAAUGUCGCCCUCGGAAUACUCUCAUCCCUCCCACGUUCUAUUCAAAGAAAUGCUGGUGGGACAGAAAGUCGCCGUCUAUAUCAAAGGGGGUUCAUUCAAAGAUUCCAAACGACAUUACUUCGUAACUAUCGCUCGAGACGAAAGAAACCAUUUCACAUUGCUUUUGCUGCGCCAAAAAAGGCCUUCAAUGACUCUACAGCCAGAAUGGGUUACGCCAAAGCAUCCCAGCGGGACUCACACUAACGACCUGCUGUUUGUUGUUGAUGGAGAGAACCAACACCAAUUUGUUCGCCGGAUCGCUCAGCGAGACUUAGUGAACCAAUCCCCUAUCCUUUUAGUCAAUCCGGUAAUGAGGAGGGAAGGGCAAUCCGAUAUUUUAUGCGGGGUUCCUUUUGAGGUAGAAUCUACUGCGACCAUCCCACCGCCUGGACCUUCAGCUGCCGCCCGCCAGAUCCUCAAUGACAUAAAAAAAGAUGACCUGAUUGUUUCUUGUAUCAAGGCCCUUGAGAUUUCUUUUGACCUCUCAAGGCUUGCACCACGUCGCAGCCGGGCAUAUAUUUUGGUCAUGGUUCUAAUUUCAACAUUCCUUCUGGCUGUAUCAGAGGUGGCUGAGAGGUCUGAAGGUCGGCGCUAUACCCUGGAAUCUUUCAAUUUUCUCCAACGUGCAACCCGUGAAGCUCGACAAGCAGUUGCUAUGGAUGUGGCUCAACAUUGCGACCAAACUCGCGUCGAUGUCCCAACACCUGAGUCAAACACCUUUCCCGUCCUCUCAAAUCGUAAUGAUUCCCACUUCCAAUAUCAGUUACUCAAUCUGGCAAUGACCUGCGAUACGGUUUUUGGUCUUACCAGGGCGGCAAAUGCGCUCCACAACCUCUUGUUGGAGAACUCUGGGAUUCUCGAAGAACGUAUUAUAACUUGCAGUCGAUCCAUGGUCGAAGAAGCGGCUGAAUUCGCGGAUAACGACGUUUUUGAACUUGCCACUAUCCUUGCUGCUAUCCCCUCGGUCAACUUUCAUUUGAAUAUGGAUCUAAUUCAAGAUGCAGCACGUGCCGUCUAUGUCGCAGCUGGUCUACGCCGAGACCUAGAUGAAGCGUUGAAAAUAUGCAGCUUGGCCUUGACAAAAAAAGAGUGA